Messenger RNA from Dentiscutata erythropus, 600 nucleotides. NCBI's taxonomy places the organism in Eukaryota, Fungi, Glomeromycota, Glomeromycetes, Diversisporales, Gigasporaceae. The record is from the annotation of a GenBank genome assembly.
AUGUUAAAUCAAAUGAUAGAGGACGCGAAAACAAAGACAUCAUCAUUGUCAAGCGAAAAUGAAAUAUUAACCAAGAAGAUUGAUGAGUUGACUAAAGUAGUUGAAAAAAUAAGGUCAGAACAUGAUAUAAUUGCAACUGCACGAAAUGAAUUGCAAGGAACAUUAAAUUACAUUACAAACGACAAUAACAAAUUAAGAAAGGAAACUAAUGAGCUGCAUGUUAAAAUUGCUCUUUUGCAAAAUAGCUGCGCAAAAUUCAAUGAUGGUGGACCACUUCCGGAGCCGAUGAAUGAUAAUGAGGUUACUAGGAUUGAUAGCGUAACAGAUGCCAGUAGCGAAAAUUCUUCAAAUCAGUCAAAAAGACACGUCACCUUUGCAGAAACUGAAACAAACAAGAAGAGAGUACGUGUUAAUAAAGAAGAAACUCUCAAGGCAGGUCAUAAAUCACGUUCUAAUAGGUCUAAAAAGGCUAUUUCCAAAAUGCCGGACACGACCGAACCUCCAACGGUAAUAGCAUUCCCUUUAGAACCAGUGACUAAAAACCCAGUAAUCGGGUAUGAUCAAAUGAAAUCUAGAUUUAAUAUUCCUAAAAAGGAUUGA